AUCAACAAUAAAAACAUCACUUGUCAUCUACUGCAGUUGGUUGCUAAAACAGCUAAACAGUUAAAGCUCUUUAAACGUGGAUAUAUACCACUGUGUUUUACGCACAAAUCUGCUGUAUUUAGCUAGUUGUUACCCAUUCCAAUUGUAUAUUUACGCCGUUAUUAGCUAGGUACCCGGCUGAUUGAUUAUUCUGGUCGCUAUUGUUAGAUAGCUAGUUAGCCAACACCCCCAAACAUGAGUUCACUAAACUACUCUAUCCCAGCUAAAGAAGAGGUCUGCUGGACGGAGAGAAACGGUCUGUGGCUGAACAUUGUUGUGAAAGAAGAGAAAGAACAAGAGGAUGUCACAAAAGAAGUAAAGAGUGAGGCUAUUCCGGUGAAAGAGAAAUUAGCUGAGUUGAAAGAGGAGGAUGCGUUCACAGUCAAAGAGGAGGGUGUUACUGUGAAAGAAGAGGAAGAAAAUGAGGAAAAUAACGUUUUCAGAGUGCAAGAGAAGGGGAAGACGACUGUCCCAAAGAAAGAUGGAGAAGAUGAGUGCACUGGAUAUCUUUGUAGCCGAGAGAGACAUGACUAUCCUGGAUCCUCUGGGGAAACUCAACGACAUUGUGAUGCGGACAAUAGAGAGAAGAUUAUAUCCACAUCAGAACACCUCAAGCAACACCAGCAGAUACCCAUAGGGAAGAAACCUCAGUACUGCCCUGAAUGUGGAAAGACUUUCUCUGGAUUGGAUUCACUUAAAUUGCACUUGAGAAUUCACAGGGGAGAUAAGCCUUACCAUUGUUUAGUCUGUGGGAAGAGUUUUACUCAAUCGGGCAACCUGACAAUUCACCAGCGGACACACACAGGAGAAAAACCUUACCGCUGUGAUCAAUGUGGAAAGAGAUUCACUCAGUCAGGAGAUCUGACUGUACACAAUAGAAAACACACAGGAGAAAAGCCUUACCACUGUCUAGACUGUGGUAAGCGCUUUACUACAUCAAGCCACCUUGUAUCACACCAGAGAAUACACACAGGAGAGCAGCCUUACCACUGCUCAGACUGUGGAAUGAGCUGUACUACUUCAAGCCAGCUGGUGGUACACCAGAGAAAACACACUGGAGAGAAGCCGUACCACUGCUCAGAUUGUGGAAAGCGCUUUAGUAUUUCAGGUGAGCUGACUAGACACCAGCGGGUACACACAGGAGAGAAACCUUACCUUUGCUCUGAUUGUGGAAAGAGUUUUGUUAGGUCAGCACAUUUAAAAUCGCACCAGAGAAUACACACCGGAGACAAACCUUAUAGCUGUGAUCGCUGUGGUAAGACAUACUCUUAUUCAAGAACUCUGUUUAAGCACCAGAAAAGGCAUUCAGGAGAUUCACAUAGUGUAGAAUGAUGCCAACUUCAGAACCAAUCUCUAGCAGUAGACCUGGGGAUUUCUAGCAGUAGACUUGGGUAGCUGAACAAAAGUGUGGGAUGAGAAUUUCAAUAUCCAUUAUCUCAGAGUGUGCUGAAAUACUUUCUGUAGCUAGAAACAGGCAAGAUUAGAUAAGUCUAUAACUCAACAAACCAUGGAGAAGGGGUUUUGACUACCUCAUAAAGCUGUUUCAGAGAAUGCAAAGUGUGUGUGAAGAGAUCAUCAAGGCAAAGGGUGGCUACUUUGAAGAAUCUGAAAUAUAAAUGUAUUUUGUUAAUCUGUUAAACACUUUUUUGGUUACUACAUGAUUCCACAUGUGUCGUUUCAUAGUUCUGUUGUCCUCACCAUUAUUCUACAAUGUGGAAAAUAGUAAAACUAAGGAAAUACCUUUGAAUGUGUCUAAAUAUGACUGGUACUGUAUGUAUAUAUAAUAUGAAAUGAUAAAAGAAACAUGCAUGCCACAGUUAUUGCUAUAGAUACAUACGUAUUAUUAAAAUAAAUACAAAAAAAUUUUUGGUAGGGGGUAUUGUGUGUAGUUUGUUUGCAAAAAAAUCUAAAUUUAAUUAAAUUUAAGCUGACAAAAUGUGGAGAAAGCUAUUACUCAAAUCUAUAUGCUUUGGCUGGAAGUGUGCAAGACAUGCCAGACAAUCCUCAAACCGUACACAUUUGGCUGAGUUUUGCAGCAGUGGGCAAAAAUCCCUCAGAGAAAUACAUCAGAACCUGAUAAGUGGCUACAGGAGAUGUUUACUUCAGGUUUUCGCAGCUGUUGGAGGCGCCACAAGCAAUGGAAUGAAAGGGUUCACAUACUAACUGGGGAACACAAUUGUUGUCCCUUAUGUAUUUUUUGUGACUGUUCAACUUAUUUUGUAUUUAUAUGCUCAUGUAUGUA
Molecule: messenger RNA, 2281 nt
Organism: Esox lucius (northern pike)
Lineage: Eukaryota; Metazoa; Chordata; Actinopteri; Esociformes; Esocidae
Product: zinc finger protein 239-like
Exons: 2
Coding region: 235-1371 (378 amino acids)
Biological process (GO): regulation of transcription by RNA polymerase II
Molecular function (GO): RNA polymerase II cis-regulatory region sequence-specific DNA binding; DNA-binding transcription factor activity, RNA polymerase II-specific
Source: RefSeq, a predicted model, not a curated record